This is a messenger RNA of Meyerozyma guilliermondii ATCC 6260, 744 nucleotides long. RefSeq lists its product as uncharacterized. Gene Ontology annotation, cellular component: membrane. Bases 1 to 744 code for a protein of 247 amino acids. The record is from RefSeq and is a predicted model, not a curated record. The transcript has a single exon. Lineage: Eukaryota; Fungi; Ascomycota; Pichiomycetes; Serinales; Debaryomycetaceae.
AUGCUGGAAAGCGGCGGAGGCAAGUGUGAACUUGUGGGUACGUUUUCGCUAGUCACACAAGCAGUUUUGGGACUUUUAUGUCUUUCAUCGUUGCUAAUAAAGAGGUUUUAUGAGUAUCCUAUACGACGGACGUGGCCCGUAUGGGCGUUUGAUGUGUCCAAGCAACUUAUUGGAGCACUAGGGGUCCAUGUUUUCAAUGUUUUGCUCUCCAUCAUCAAAACACUGCCGGGAAUGUUCACCAUCUUCAUCAGAAAGAACCCACCAGAAGACGAAGAUGAUCCUUGUGACUGGUACUUUCUCAAUAUUGUGUUUGAUUGCACCAUAGGAGUUUACAUUCUCUACCUUGUGUUCCAGGGAGUGAACAAAGUUGCCACAAAGUACCUUCACAUAACCCAUAUUGAGUCGGGAGAAUACGGACCAGAUCCACGACGGCCGUCGUUCCGAGCCUACGCCAAGCAGCUUGGGAUAUACUUUCUCUCUCUCAUGAUCACAAAAUUCAUUUUAUAUGGAAUUGUUGAGUGCUUUGAAACCCAGCUUCUAUGGAUCACCAGCCACGUUUUGCUAGUGUGGCUAGACGAAUACCCGGAUGAAUUUGAAAUUUUUGUGGUGAUGUUCAUCGUGCCGAUCGUAUUGAACUGUCUUCAGCUCAUUCUCAUCGACAACUUUAUCCAGGACCAAGCUAUUCACAGAACAAACGAACGAGAACCGCUCCAUCCAAAUAACAAGCCGUACGGAAGUACAUAG